UGGAGUGGCAGAAAAUCCUGGAGUGUCACUGGCAAGAGGUAAGAGAAGCCUGCUCAGAGGAAAAACAGCAAGCCCUACCUCAGGCACUAAGUUGGAUUCCCUGAGCUCCACCUAAUGUUUGACUGUGGGUCUGUAUCUGUUUCCAGCAGUUUCUGGAUGAUGCCUCUCUGAUCUGUAAAAUAAAGGAAAACCAUGCAACAAUCCACAGAUCCAGAGAGACUAGCCACCCAGAAAGAAAAAGCCACAAUGUCCACAGUGGAAUUGAAACCUAUUAGUAAGCAGAGUGAGGACACCCUAGACAUGCAGGUGGACAAGAAGACCUCUUCCCAGAAAGUCCCGAGUUUGUGUGCCAUCCGCUACGGAAUAGCCCUGCUUGCACAUUUCGCCAACUUCACAUUUAUAGCGCAGAACUCCAUCAUCAGCAUCACUAUGGUCGCCAUGGUCAACAACACGGACCAAUCCCACGUCAAUAACUCCACCGAAGAGCUUCCCGGCGACUUGAAUGGUGACCAACAUGAAGCCUCAACGCAUCUUUCUGCAAAGGCCCCUGUGUAUAAUUGGAGUCCUCAAACUCAAGGAAUCAUCUUCAGCUCUGUCCAGUAUGGCAUGAUGCUGAUGCAGGGUCCUGGUGGAUUCUUGGCCGGGAAGAUAGGAACAAAGAAAGUGGUCGGAAUUGCUCUGCUCGGGUCUUCGCUGCUCACUCUCUGCAUUCCACCGGCUGCCAAUCUUGGACUAGGUGUGCUCCUGGCAGUGCGAGCAGUCCAGGGCUUUACCCAGGGCGCUGGCUAUGGGGGUCAGUUUGCACUCUGGCAGAGAUGGGCUCCUCCACAGGAACGCAGUCGGCUAUGCAGCAUCGCUCUGUCAGGAAUGGUAUUAGGAAUCUUUGUUGUCCUCCUUGUGGGUGGCGUCAUUAUCCAAGCCCUUGGAUGGCCCUUUGUCUUCUAUAUCUUUGGAGGUUUUGGCUGUGGCUGCUCCCUUCUCUGGUUCAUUCUGAUUUAUGAUGACCCUGCCUCUCACCCAUGGAUAAGCAGUUCAGAGAAAGAAUACAUCUUAUCCUCCCUUCACCAACAGAUCAGUUCAGAAGAGCAAUCACUUCCCAUAAAAGCCAUGCUCAAAUCUCUGCCACUCUGGACCAUGUGUCUUGGCACUACGACCCACCAGUGGCUUGUUAACACUUAUAUAGUAUACAUCCCAACCUACAUCAGUUAUGUGUUCAAAAUUAACAUCAGAGACAAUGGGUUCCUGUCUUCUCUUCCCUUUUUCAUUGGCUGGAUCGUUGGCAUCCUGGGAGGCCUGCUGGCUGACUUUCUUCUGAGCAAGAAUUUUAGGCUCGUAACUGUAAGGAAAAUCCUCACAGUUUUAGGAAAUCUUCCCUCAGCAGCCCUCAUUGUGUCUCUACCCUACAUCCAGUUCAGCUAUGUCACAACAAUUGCAUUUCUGACACUUUCCUGUGGGCUAGCCCCUCUGUGUCAGUCCGGAAUCUAUAUCAACGCUUUAGACCUUGCCCCAAGGUAUGCCAGCCUUCUCAUGGGAACAUCAAGAGGAUUGGCACAUUCAUCCGCUGUGCUGGUACCCCUUAUUGGUGGCUUUUUCCUCGAUCAGGACCCUGACCUCGGGUGGAGGAAUUUCUUUUUCUUAUUGUUUGCCAUUAGCCAGUGUGGCUUAAUCAUCUACCUCGUGUUUGGAAAAGCAGAAGUCCAAGAAUGGGCUAAGGAGAGGAUGAUGAGCCGUUUGUGAAGCUGCUCCACUUCCAGUAAAGACAUCAUGACACCUGCUGUUUCCUGUGUGAGAAGACUUCGGUCAAAAAUGACAUCAAGGUUCCCCGCCCCCUUUCAUUCAGACUACUUGUGAAGAAAUCUAAGAUGAAUAAAAGAUCAAGUAAAAUGACA
This is a messenger RNA of Microtus oregoni (creeping vole), 1889 nucleotides long. RefSeq names its product solute carrier family 17 member 3 (gene Slc17a3). Bases 193 to 1737 code for a protein of 514 amino acids. Gene Ontology annotation, biological process: urate transport; transmembrane transport; monoatomic anion transport. NCBI's taxonomy places the organism in Eukaryota, Metazoa, Chordata, Mammalia, Rodentia, Cricetidae. Gene Ontology annotation, molecular function: xenobiotic transmembrane transporter activity; voltage-gated monoatomic anion channel activity; efflux transmembrane transporter activity. The transcript has 14 exons. The record is from RefSeq and is a predicted model, not a curated record.